Staurois parvus is the source of this 186-nucleotide messenger RNA. The record is from the annotation of a GenBank genome assembly. NCBI's taxonomy places the organism in Eukaryota, Metazoa, Chordata, Amphibia, Anura, Ranidae.
AUGUUUUCAGAGAAGUCCAAUCUUUACACACAUUCAGAGAUCUCACACAGGGAGAAGCCAUAUUCCUGUCCGAGUGCGGGAAGAAUAUUUUUCAACAAAGACCCAUCUGUGCACACAUCAGAGAUCUCACACACGGCGGAGAAGCCGUAUUCCUCGUUCAUGAGUGUGGAAAUGUUUUUUUACUGA